Messenger RNA from Coregonus sp. 'balchen', 6967 nucleotides. The record is from the annotation of a GenBank genome assembly. NCBI's taxonomy places the organism in Eukaryota, Metazoa, Chordata, Actinopteri, Salmoniformes, Salmonidae.
AUGGGGAUUCCUCACUUUUUUAUUUGGUUUGUGAUUCUGUCAAUCCGGAAGAAACAUAAUUUUGCUUCCGCUGGCAGUCUGCAUGGAGUGAAAGAUGGCGAGUGGAGGAGGUACCGUUGCUUCGCUUUGGACCGAAGCAAAUCGUUGUGGACAGAAUGGAGAUUUCACUCGGGCCCUCAAAGCUGUCAACAAAAGUAGGGUUUUAGUCUUGUUCACAUGUUUGUAGCUGUCAAGCUGAAUAAAUGCUCUGUGUUGUUUGAGGGCUGAAUAGAUUAAUAGCCAUCUGGCUAACCUAGCUAGCGAGGUAACAGAAAUAUGCAGCUAUAAUCAAGCUAUUCACUAGUUAGGUCGUUUUUGUUGAUAAAUUAAAAUGUUCCCCCAAUGAUCAGGAACAUAGUGUAGAUUUUAUUGAGAACAGUAAGAGUGUAUUUUUACUAUAGGGAUAAUAUUUCUAAAUUGUCAGUCACAUGAGUGAUAAACACAGUGACGUGUCCCAAUCAGCUAGCUAGCAACUACCCUGUUUGACCCUAUCCCGUAGCUAGCACCCUUGUAUCUGCUGAGAGAGUGUGGGGUUCACAGAUUUGCACUUUCAUUGGAACAUUAUUGAGUUCUCUAUUGCACACCAAUAAUUGAGAUUUGAUGAAGUUAUAGUUAGUGGUGACUGGUGAGUGACCUGAAGGAAAAUUAUACUUUUGCAUGUAGCUACACUAAGGGACAAUCUGCGAUUGCUACAUUAAAAAUAAAUAAACGUUUAUGUUAAUUAUAUAUACUCAUUGAUUCUUGAAGAAUAUAACUUAUAAAUGCAUCAUGAGCUUAGUUAAUAUAUAAGCUUGUUUUACUCCAAUGUUUGUCAACAAUGUAAUUGUAAACAAACGUUGUACAUUUUACAUUUACAUGUUAGUCAUUUAGCAGACGCUCUUAUCCAGAGCGACUUAGAGUUAGUGAGUGCAUACAUAUUCAUACGUCCCCCCCCGUACAGUAUAUAGCCUCAAAACAUGGUUGAAAUGAUCAUUUGAUCUCAUGGAUGGUCAGUCCUUGCAUUCGUAGCUCUGUCUAUGAAUUUGAGAUUACAUUUCUCCAGCCCCAUCCUUAAGCUCUUUACUAAAACAGUGGUUGCUUUGUUAUUGUUAGAAAUGCAGAUUGCCCCUUUAAUCUCAAAAUUAUGCAUUUAUUCCACAGUUUUGCAUGAAGUCAAGGAAGAUGUGACAGCCCUUCACUGUAAAAUAGUAUGCCUGGUGCAAAAUGGCAGCUUCAAAGAGGCACUGAAUGUCAUGAACACAUAUUCAAAAGUACUUUGCAGGUAUGUUGAAUAUGACUUGAACAUAUUGUUCAAUAUUGAUAAUCUUGUAGCAAUGCAAAAUCAAUAAAUACUUGGUCUGGUUUGAGAAACUCCUGGCCGUACCCUUAGGCCAAUGUUUAACAUUUUCUUUGUGCUUCCUCAGUGAACUCAUUGUGUUUGAAAAGGCCUACUGUGAGUACCGGUUGAACAGAGUUGAAAGUGCCCUGAAGACCAUUGAAAGUGUUUCAGAACAAACAGACAAGCUCAAGGAACUCUAUGGUCAAGUGGUAAGACUUUAUGAAAAUAAGAAAUUACAUGAGAUGUUGUUUGCACUGCUUCUCCGUCUACCCUUCAGUGGAUAAUGUUGCCAGCCACAGUAAACUGGCCCAAUGUACUGACCCCUGACCUCCCCUUUGUUCUCACCUUAGCUGUACCGUAUGGAGCGCUAUGACGAGUGCAAGACUGUCUACACAGACCUAAUCAGGAACUCCCAGGAUGAAUACGAAGAGGAGAGGAAGACCAACCUGUCAGCCGUGGUGGCUGCUAUGAGCACAUGGGAGAAGGCUUCUCCCGUGGGUCUUCUGCACACAAUUAAAACAGACUUCUAUUCAAACUGAUUUUCUGAGACACUUGGUUAUUGAAGCCUUGGUAUCCUUAAUCUUCCCAAAGUUUCUAUUUAACACCGAAUAAUACAUUUAAUGUUUUUGCAGGAUGAUCUUGGCCUGUCAGAGACUACAUACGAGCUGAGCUACAACGCUGCCUGUACUCUAAUUGGUCAAGGCCAACUCGCAGAGGCUAUGAACAAACUACAGGAAGCAGAAGGUUAGGACCACAGACGAUUGCAAUUUUGCCUGCUACAGACAUGGCCUUAAUUCGUAAUACUGUGCGGUAGGUUUUGUCCAGCCCUUUCAUAGUUAAUGUUGACCAUUUUUGUUUGCGUAAUUUUUUUCAGAGCUUUGUCGGGUUUCCUUGUCAGAGGAUUCGGUGAGUGCUCUAUGCCUGUGAAAUAAAUAAGUAAUAAUGCCACGUCAUGGCUAAGCAUACAGAUAUAAAAAUGUCACCAACAGUUUUUUCAAAUUCUAAGCCGUAAUUUGCUUGUCUGGUUUGUGCAGGAUAUAACUGAGGAGGACAUUGAGUCGGAGCUGGCCGUCAUCCAUUCCCAGAUGGCCUACAUUAUGCAGUUACAGGGUCGGACAGAGGAGGCGCUGCAGCUCUAUAACCAAGUCAUCAAGCUCAAGUGAGUGUUACUCCAAAGUGGAAUCAAUUGAGCCAUUACAUUCAAUUGUAAAGUAUGUGCUAUUGUAGGCACAGGAAGAGAGAGGAGUGGAAUAAUUUUUUGUUGAAUCCUAGGCCGUCGGAUGUGGGACUUCUAGCUGUGACUGCUAACAACAUCAUUACAAUAAACAAGGUAGGUACACGCAUGAACAUUCCCCGUACUGCUAGGAACUACUAAACAUAGAAAAAGGCUUAGCUAUUAUUGACCGUGUUCUCUUAUUGUUGAAGCCAUGGGGGCCGAAGCUGUUGCUCAUAUCUCUUUUCUCCUGCAGGACCAAAACGUGUUUGACUCUAAGAAGAAGGUGAAACUGACAAAUACUGACGGCGUCGAGUACAAGCUGGCCAAGAAACAGCUGCAGGCCAUCGAAUUCAACAAAGCCCUGUUGGCUAUGUACACUAACCAGGUAUUGGAUUUGAAGACAUUAACUCAUUGUUAAAAUGAUCCUUCACUCUUUAUUCACAGCUUUAUUUUGACAAUUUCACUACACACUCAUGUCAAAUCAAAAUCAUAUAAAAUGUUAUGUCACAUGUGCUGAAUACAACGAGUGUAGACAUUACUGUGAAAUGCUUACUUACGAGCCUUUUCCCAACAAUGCAGUUAAAAAGUAAGAAAAUUCACAAAUAGUUAAAAGAAAAUAGUAACACAAUAAAAUAACAAUAACGAGGCUAUAUACAGGCUAUUUACAAGAAGUACCAGUACCGAGUCAGUGUACUGGGGUACGAGGUAGUUGGGGGGAUUGAUUGAGUUAAUAUGUACAUGUAGAUUUGGUUAGGUGAUUGAUUUAAGUACAUGUAGGUAGGGGGUGAAAAGCAGAAAGUCUGGGGAGCCGUUUAAUGAACUGUUCAGCCGUCUUAUGGCUUUGGGGUAGAAGCUGUUCAGGAGCCUUUUGGUCCCAGACCAUGGAGAAUGGUGAACAGGUUAGACUGGGAACCUCAAUGGUCAUUGAUGAUUUGUUAAUUGUACCCCACAGGCGGACCAGUGCAGAAAGCUGUCGUCAGGCCUCCAGUCCCAGAACCCAGGCCACCCACGGCCCGUUCUGAUCCAGGUGGCUCAGCUGUGCAGAGAGAAGCAACACUCCAAGGCCAUAGAGCUGCUUCAGGUACUCACUGUUGACCAGAUCCUAAUUUGAGAUAUGUGUAAAUGAUGUAUAAAUACAGAAGUACAUAAAUAGCCAUUGAAAGCUCUUCCUCCUGCAUGUAUAAUGCCAGCUGUGUGUGUUUCUGUUGUAAAGCGUUUCUCAGACCAGCACCCAGAGAGUGCAUCUGGUAUCAAAUUAACGAUGGCACAACUCUAUUUGACUCAAGGUAAGGUUGUCUUUCCAAAUCCCAGUUUUUUGCUCACUGGGUAACAAGCAGAAAAUAGGCCUAUUGAAGAUGAUAAAUUAGAUUAGUGCUUAACAGUACCCUUACUGAUUGAUACCUGGUGCUGUGCUAUCAUGUCAUUUGACGAGCGAGUGACUCCUGUUCUGUCAGCAUUUAGUUGUUUGAGCACCUGACCGAGUAUAAGGUAACCUCGUAAUAAAUAAAUCCUUCAUUGGUGUCUUCUCCAAAGGUCAUGUUACCAAAGCAUGUGACAUCUUGAGGUCGAUCGAAGAUUUCAAGCACAAACAAGGGAUGGUUAGUUGUUAUACUUCUAUUAUCUUAAAUCUAAUCAAAGAUUUAAAAUGUUCUGAACAAACAUUACAUCAUAACAUUUCUGCUAACGAAUUGAAAUUGUUUCACAGAUCUCAGCUCUGGUAACCAUGUACAACCACGAAGAGGACAUUGACAGCGCAAUUGAUGUCUUCAGCCAAGCUAUUCAGCACUACCAAUCUGAACAGGUAUUAGUCAACAAGCACAUUAUAAAGAAGUCAAUGUAACUUUUAAAAUCCUGGAGUGUGUGUUAGUAUUUGUUUCCAUAGUAGCACUGCAUUGUCCACUAAAAAAAAGAGGACUGAGCACGCCCCCAUUCUCAUCGACGGGGCUGUAGUGGAACAGGUUGAGAGCUUCAAGUUCCUUGGUGUCCACAUCACCAACGAACUAUCAUGGUCCAAACACACCAAGACAGUCGUGAAGAGGGCACGACAAAGCCUAUUCCCCCUCAGGAGACUGAAAAUAUUUGGCAUGGGUCCUCAGAUCCUCAAAAAAUUCUACAGCUGCACCAUCGAGAGCAUCCUGACUGGUUGCAUCACCGCCUGGUAUGGCAACUGCUUGGCCUCCGACCGCAAGGCACUACAGAGGGUAGUGCGUACGGCCCAGUACAUCACUGGGGCAAAGCUUCCUGCCAUCCAGGACCUCUAUACCAGGCGGUGUCAGAGGAAGGCCCUCAAAAUUGUCAAAGACUCCAGCCACCCUAGUCAUAGACUGUUCUCUCUGCUACCGCACGGCAAGCGGUACCGGAGUGCCAAGUCUAGGUUCAAAAGACUUCUCAACAGCUUCUACCCCCAAGCCAUAAGACUCCUGAACAGCUAAUCAUGGCUACCCAGACUAUUUGCACUGCCCCCCCACCCCAUCCUUUUUACGCUGCUGCUACUCUGUUAAGUAUUUAUGCAUAGUCACUUUAACUCUACCCACAUGUACAUAUUACCUCAACUACCUCAACUAGCCGGUGCCCCCACACAUUGACUCUGCAACGGUACCCCACUGUAUAUAUAGCCUCCCUACUGUCACUUUAUUUUACUUCUGUUCUUUUUUUUCUCAACACUUUUUUUGUUGUUGUUUUAUUUUUAAUUUUUUUGUUUAAAAUAAAUGCACUGUUGGUUAAGGGCUGUAAGUAAGCAUUUCACUGUAAUGUCUGCACCUGUUGUAUUCGGCGCAUGUGACCAAUAAAAUUUGAUUUGAUAUUCCACUUUGUCUUCCUCCAUCCCAGCCUGGUUCCUCUGUUCACCUGGCGCUCGUACGAGAGGCCGCCAAUUUCAAGCUUAAGUAUGGACGGAAAAAGGAAGCCAUCAGUGACCUGGAACAACUGUGGAAGUAAGUGAUGCUCUUAACGAUUGUUCUGUUUCUACUGUUGUGCAGUGGUGAUGUGGAGAAUGUUGUUUUGCUUGCUCUACGUGUGGUAUUCAAUGUAAUAACUAGUUUCCCCCCACUCCACAGGCAAAACACCAAUGACAUCCACACUUUGGCACAACUCAUCUCUGCCUAUUCUUUGGUCGAUCAGGAUAAAGCCAAGUCGUAUCCUUUUUUCUCUCUCUGUAUUUGAAACUACACAUAAAUAAUAACUUUAUUUGGAACGAAUGCUUGCAAUUGAUCUAGCAAUCCAUGCCAUUGCCACUAUCAUAGCAAAACUGUCAGAACUGCAAUUUAGAGUCUUUGAUGAGUAUUUGAAUGACUGAUAUCUCUGAUUUUAUCUAGUUUCUCAUUCACAGGCAAGGUGAUUUUACCAGUGCUAUCAUAAAGUGCCUAGAGCUGUCUAGUGAAUGGAAAAUAAUAUUUUAUUAUAUCCUUAGCCCUUUGUCCCAGCCUCAGCAAGCACCUCCCUUCCCCUGAAAGCAUGUUGUUCAACGUGGACGUAGAUGAGCUGGAGAACUCUCAUGGAGCCAACUACGUCAGGAAGAAGGCCGCUAAAGUACCGGGGGACAACCUACCCAAAGAACAAGGGUAAGGCGACCUGAAGCUUUUAAAAUGCUUUUAAUUAAAAGCUGUGUUAAUUAAGCUGCGUACUACCUGUUCUAUACAUGCUGUAUACAUAGGCUUUCACUAUCAAUAUUAUCUCUCCACAGCCAGGGGGAUGUUAAGAAGAAGAAGAAGAAGAAAAAGAAGGGUAUGUCCUCAUAUUGCAAGUUGUGUUGUAUGUAAAUGUUGAGUUGUAUGUGAAUAUCUGAUUUAAAUAAAGUCAGCGUCUCUGAUUGGGAUGGGGAAUCAUUAUUUUUCUCUCGCCUCUGUUUAGGCAAACUGCCCAAGAACUACGACCCCACGGCGAACCCUGACCAGGAAAGAUGGCUGCCCAUGAGAGAGCGCACCUACUACCGGGGCAGGAAGAAGGGCAAGAAGAAGGAACAAGUGGGUAAAGGCACGCAGGGUGCCACGUCAGGAGCCGGGUCCGACCUGUGAGUAAUGCAUCCUUGUCUCUUAUCGUUUGUCACUUUCAUUAACUCUAAAAAGGUAUAUGAAUCUAACAGUUGAACUCAGGAACAAUUAAAACAUCUCUGACUGAUUCCAGAUUCAUUCAGGUGGCACCCUUUUUGACCUGUAGUGUGUUGCAUUUGGCUGGUAAUCACAUAAUUUUGCUGUGUUUCCAGGGAUGCCAGUAAGACGGCCAGCAGCCCCCCCACCUCCCCCCGGCCAGGGUCAGCCCAAGCCUCUGCCUCCACCUCGGCCCCCGCUGCCAGCAACGUUGUCCCUCCGCGACAGCAGAAGCCUGCCACUGCAGGGCCAGGGGCUCGCAAGAAGGCCCCUCAGAAGAAGAAGAAGGGAGGCAAGAGUGGCUGGUAG